GCGCAGCUAGAAAGUUAGUUAAACCUUCGUGUUGAAAACUCCUUACCCGCGUUUAUCAUUCCCUGUGAUCUCCGAUCAUCUUAUUUUUCCGGUGGUCUACAUCCCCUAUACUAAUCUCUCGAUUUCAGAUGGCGUACAGGCAAACAAUUUCAAAGCCUUCAAUGUUAAACGAAGAGAUUCACCGUUCUAACAACGAUGAUGACACCACCACCACCACCGCCGCCGUUGCUCCGCCGUCACCAGUUGUUGCUGAAGCGAUCGGAGCAUCUGUCGCUCAUCGCGACUCGUCUGGUGACCGAUCCAAGGGUUCUGCUACCCAUGAUUAUACAUCAACGGGAAGCACAAACGAACCCAGAGGCUUUUGGGGUGUUAUAGCGAGGAAGGCUAAAUCAAUUAUCGACGAUGAUAAUGCUCCUCCUCGAAGUUUCGACACACCUAGUACUAUAAAGACAGAAACAGUCUCAACAAGCAACCAGGUUGAGCAUCGUUACGAGUCUUUUGAGCACUCCAGAAAUAUGGAUGGUCCAAAAUUGAGGAAGGGUUUGGAUAAGCUCACAUCUUCACUUAAUCAAAUUGGCGGAACGAUUGGAAAUGCUUUUGAGGUAAAUCUUGUUACAGAUUUAAAAGAUUUUGAAUCUCUGUUAAUUUUUUUUCUUGGUUCGAUUGUAUGAGGUGCGUGUUACAUUGCAACUAUGCAAAUAUUUCAUGUUUUCUGAAUGUUAUAUACAAAAAAA
Molecule: messenger RNA, 734 nt
Organism: Helianthus annuus (common sunflower)
Lineage: Eukaryota; Viridiplantae; Streptophyta; Magnoliopsida; Asterales; Asteraceae
Exons: 3
Coding region: 129-671 (180 amino acids)
Source: RefSeq, a predicted model, not a curated record